Molecule: messenger RNA, 2510 nt
Organism: Dalotia coriaria
Lineage: Eukaryota; Metazoa; Arthropoda; Insecta; Coleoptera; Staphylinidae
Gene: Bx42
Product: Puff-specific protein Bx42
Exons: 7
Coding region: 149-1750 (533 amino acids)
Biological process (GO): mRNA splicing, via spliceosome
Cellular component (GO): spliceosomal complex
Source: RefSeq, a predicted model, not a curated record
UAUUUCACUAACCACUGUUUUUCAACAUGGCUACCCGUAAGCGUUAAAGUUCGUAAAAUUUCUUUAUUUUAUGAUUACGACAACAACUUCACAAGAAUUGUAUAGUACAGAUUAAAUAUAAGUUUAGUUUAUAUUAUAUCAACUUAAAAUGGAUCUCCAAAGCGUUUUACCAGCACCAACUCAACCGAUUUGGGAUCGCGAUGAUGAACGCCGUGAACGCGCCGCUGAGAGACCCUCAACUUCAGUGGUACUUGCUCUACCAAUUGCUCCUCCUUAUGGACAACGACGUGGAUGGGUUCCGCGACAACCCUCUGAUUAUGGAGAUGGUGGAGCAUUCCCUGAGAUCCAUGUGGCUCAAUACCCACUGGAUAUGGGUAUGAAAGGCAAAGAAUCUACCUCAAAUGCACUCGCAGUGCAAUUAGAUGCAGAAGGCAAAGUAAAAUACGACGCAAUUGCAAGACUAGGCCAUGGCAAAGACAAAAUAGUUUAUUCAAAACUAUCUGAUCUGUUACCAGUUGAGGUAAUGGAUGAAAAAGAUCCUAGUUUAGAGAAACCCAAUCAGGAAGAGAUUGAAGACGUCACAGAACGCACCCGGCAAGCGUUAAUGAAGAUAACAAAUUCAAAAAUCGCGGCGGCUAUGCCCGUAAGAUGCGCAGAACGUCAGGGUCCAGCUGAAUUUAUUCGAUAUACUCCUUCACAACAAGGCGCAGCGUUCAAUUCCGGCGCAAAACAACGCGUAAUUCGUUUAGUUGACGCUCAAGUCGACCCGAUGGAACCUCCCCGGUUUAAAAUCAACAAAAAAAUCCCGCGUGGUCCACCAUCACCUCACGCACCAGUUCUACACAGCCCCACACGUCGUGUAACUGUAAAAGAACAAAAAGAAUGGAAGAUCCCGCCUUGUAUCUCCAACUGGAAGAACGCAAAAGGUUACACUGUGCCAUUGGAUAAACGUCUUGCCGCUGACGGACGUGGUCUUCAACAGUUACACAUCAACGAGAACUUCGCUAAACUCGCUGAAGCUUUAUACAUCGCUGAUAGAAAAGCGCGUGAAAGUGUCGAGACACGCGCACAGUUAGAGCGUAAAUUAGCUCAGAAAGAAAAAGAACAAAAAGAGGAACAUCUACGUGCGUUAGCGCAAAAAGCGCGUGAUGAACGCGCCGGGAUUAAAACUCAUUCGGAUGCAGGCGCGACGAAUGAAGAAGAACGCGAACGUGACGCUCUCAGGAAAGAUCGGCAUAAUGAGCGUGCAAGGGAUAGGAAUCUAGCACGCGCUGCGCCAGAUAAGCGGUCGAAAUUACAACGUGAGAGGGAAAGAGAUAUUUCUGAGCAAAUUGCGCUUGGAAUGCCUGCCAAAGGGCAAUCAUCAGGUGAAGUACAGUUUGAUCAGCGUUUAUUCGGGCAGAAUCAAGGUUUAGGGCAUGGGUAUGGCGAUGAGGACUCGUAUAAUGUUUAUGAUAAACCAUGGAGGGAGGGGGGAUCAAUGGCGAAUCAUCUUUACAGACCAAAUAAGAAUAUUGAUAAGGAGACGUAUGGGGAUGAUUUGGAGACGUUGGUAAAAAACAAUAGAUUUGUGCCGGAUAAAGAAUUUAGUGGUACAAAUCGUGAAGCGACUAGAUCUGGUCCGGUGCAGUUCGAGAAAGAAGAAGAUCCCUUCGGUUUGGAUCAGUUUCUGAGUCAAGCUAAACGUGCCAGUAAGCGGAAGGAACCAGAACGCAGGGAUGAUAGGGAUAAGAGAAAGAGGCGUGAUUAAGUUGUGUUGUAUGAGUGAUUAUGGGUACAACUGAUUUUAUAAGUUUACUUAUUGAUAUAAUAAACUAUUUCUAAUUUCUAUGUGGUAACUGUGGGUCUAAAAUGUAAAUUUUUUGAGUUCUGAUAAACACAAAACACUGGUGUUUGUUAUCUGCGUCAUUUAAAUUAUCUAUGCAUUUUAAAAAUAGUUUUACUGGUAUUUGAAACAAUAUUUUGAGUGUUUUACUUAGUUAAUUGUUAAAUAACGAGUAGGAAUGAUGAAAAACUUGUUUGUUUGUUGUUUUUUGGUGUGUACAGUGUAUGCAGCCCGUGCUACGCCUGCUACACUCUUAGGUUCAAAGCCGUGUACUUGGGGGCCUUCCUACUUCUGUAAAAAUAUUGCAACUGCUCAUGAAUGUGGCUCGUCUAAUAUGUGUAUUAAUAACGUAUGGAAUAAACUAGAGUAUGCGCAGAGCGAAGACAGCGUGUGUUCUGCUUGCAUGGAAGCGAUUGGUAAAAUGCGUGAGGAAAAUACGUUGAAUCCGUUUGAGCAGUUCUGUGUUGAUGCGCAUUCCACGAAAGAUUCGCAAAUGGAGUGUUUGUUCUUGCGUAUGGGGUAUAAUGAUAUGCUGUUUGAGUUUAUGGCUUCUGAUUUGAGUCCGCUUACGAUUUGCUCUUUGGUUACCAUGUGUAAUAAAUCCAGUGAAGAAUAAUAAUAACAGGAAUGCGUUGGAUUUUAUGUUAAAUUGGUUUGAAAUAUAGACUAGAAUAAUUGCAAAGUA